AUGGCUGCGAAACUCAUUGAUAGACGAUUCCACAACGUUCCCGGGAAACUUCGGGUGGCCGAGCUGUUCUUCGAUGUUCCAAUCGACUACAGCAAGCCAAAUGACGGGACACUGAGACUGUUUGCCCGCAGUGUAUCUCGCCUAAAUAAACCCGUGGAAGCCACCAAGGACGAGGCCAAGCUUCCAUGGCUGGUCUACCUCCAAGGUGGACCGGGCUUUGGUUGUGCUGCACCGCAGAAUUUCGGUUGGAUUGAGCCUGCGCUCAGUAAGGGCUACCAAGUUCUCUUUUUGGACCAGCGCGGCACUGGUAUGAGCUCAACCAUUACUGCUGGAACCCUAGCUCGCCACGGAGACGCCAUUAAGCAGGCAGAAUACCUGAAGCAUUUCCGCGCAGACAGCAUUAUUUAUGACUGUGAAGCUGUUCGUAAAUGUUUGACUGAAGAUUAUCCCGAGGAUCAGCGCAAAUGGAGCAUUAUCGGGCAAAGCUUCGGUGGCUUUUGCAUUACCACUUAUUUGUCCAAAUUCCCUGAGGGUUUGAAGGAAGCUUUCUACUGUGGUGGGUUGCCCCCAAUGGUCAACCACCCAGAUCCUGUCUAUAAGCGAACCUACGAGAAGGUUAUCGAGAGGAAUCAGGCAUAUUACGCCAAGUUUCCCGAGGAUGUCGAGCGAGUCAAGAAGAUCAUGCAGUACCUGACUGAAAACAAGAUCUCCUUGGCAUCUGGAUUUCUCACUCCCGCUCGUUUCCAGCAACUUGGCAUUAUUCUCGGCUUCCACGGCGGUGUCGAAAGUUUGCAUGAAAUUGUUCUUCGAACAUGGAGCGACUUAGAGAUAUUCGGCUCUUUGACUGUUCCCACCCUUGCCCUGAUCGACAGCAAUGGUGGAAUGGACAAAAAUGUUCUCUAUGCCAUUCUGCACGAGGUGAUCUACUGCCAAGGUAAGCCCUCACUUUGGUCGGCAGACAGGCUCCGUGCCGAGAAUCCGCGGUUCCAGCUCAAUGGGACUGAGCCCGAGGUUUAUUUUACCGGAGAGAUGGUCUUUAAGGACAUGUUUGAAUCGUACUCGGAGCUCAAGGAAAUCCGAGAGACCGCCGAGAUCCUCGCUACUACCAGUGACUGGCCUGCCCUUUAUGAUGAAGCCCAGCUGGCCAAGAACGAAGUGCCAGUCUAUGCUGCUAUUUACAUUGAUGACAUGUAUGUGCCUUUCGAUUUCUCAUGCGACACUGCUGCCAAGAUCAAAGGCACAAAGCAGUUCAUCACCAACACCAUGUACCAUGAUGCUUUGCGGAGCAAGUCGGGAGAGCUCAUACGCCAGUUGUUCAACCUUCGCGAUGAUUCUAUUGACUAG
Messenger RNA from Penicillium maclennaniae, 1344 nucleotides. RefSeq names its product proline iminopeptidase. The record is from RefSeq and is a predicted model, not a curated record. The transcript is spliced from 9 exons. NCBI's taxonomy places the organism in Eukaryota, Fungi, Ascomycota, Eurotiomycetes, Eurotiales, Aspergillaceae. Gene Ontology annotation, biological process: proteolysis. Bases 1 to 1344 code for a protein of 447 amino acids. Gene Ontology annotation, molecular function: peptidase activity.